UUCAUUCACUCUAUUUUAUGUCAGUUCAAUUCAAUCAUUCAUUUUCUCAGACGUCAAGCUGAAUCGACCCGCGGUGGUCGCGCGUAAUAAAAAUAUUGGGAGAUCGUAGGUAUUGAACCAAAAAAACAUGUAAAUCUAAUAAACAACAUGAUUUUGGACAUUUCUUCAAAGUAACCCGUGAUGUUUUUGGUCACCUAACCAUUUAGUUUCUAGUUCGCCGCGGAGUAUCCUAAAAUGGGCGACGUUCUGAGUUUAUUUUCUGUGAUAAUAAUGAAAUUUAAAGCUAAGUUCAAUGAAAGUAAGAUUUAUUUUCAUUGGGAUAUUCCGUGGGAGAAAAUGAAGAAGGUAAAAUGGAUGAACGAGCGAGCAUCGCCGGAUAGAGCCUACGUUCCUACGCUGGUAGAGAACGUAGCGAACGUAUGCACGCACGCGAUAUGCGUGGCGCCAGCGUCACUCGGCGCGCGCGAGCUCCUCACGCGCUCGCUCAACGCGCCUCAAGCUAUCGCAGCCGUAGUAUACGGACUGGCACUGUGUCUUCUGUUCGCCGUGUCGACUACCUUCCACUCGGUAUGCUGCUGCAGAUCUGAUACCAAAAUGAAGCACUGGCUGCACCGCUGCGACCGCGCCAUGAUCUACAUCUUCAUCGCCAGCUCCUACUUCCCCUGGCUGACCGUCGGCACGCUCUCCUGCUGGAUGCUCCGAGAGCUGCGCUGGGCCAUCUGGUUGCUGGCCGUCCUCGGCAUCACGUACCAGCAGAUCUUCCACGAGCGCUACAAGAUGCUGGAGCUGCUGCUGUACCUGGUCAUGGGGCUCGGGCCCGCUGCGAUCAUCGUCACGUCUAAUCACCACUUCCCAGCGAUGUCGGACCUGAAGCUCGGCGGCAUGCUGUACCUCAUCGGCGUGUUCUUCUUCAAGUCCGACGGCCGGAUCCCGUUCGCCCACGCCAUCUGGCACAUCUUCGUCGCCCUGGCUGCCACGGUACAUUACUUGGCGAUACUUCGCCACCUCUUCCCAGAACUUACACAAUGAAGACUGCCCUAUCUCGGGACGGCUCUCUUUAGGCUAUUUUUGUAAGCCGUGGAGCGCCAAUCGACGAGGCACACUCAACAUUAAAUAAAUAGUGACGGCUAAAGAAGCAUUCCACGAAAUUGUAUACCAUUGUCCCGUACAUAUGCGAAUUUUUUUAUCGGCGUGUUGUUCAUCUCCGACGGCCGGAUCCCGUUCGCCCACGCCAUCUGACACAUCUUCGUCGCCGUAGCUCCCACGGUACAUUGCUUGGCGAUACUUCGCCACCUCUUCCCAGAACUUACACAAUGAAGACUGCCCUAUCUCAGGACGGCUCUCUUUAGGCUAUUAUUGUAAGCCGUGGAGCGCCAAUCGACGAGGUACACUCGACAUUAAAUAGAU
Messenger RNA from Cydia amplana, 1407 nucleotides. RefSeq names its product monocyte to macrophage differentiation factor. Gene Ontology annotation, molecular function: pore-forming activity. Lineage: Eukaryota; Metazoa; Arthropoda; Insecta; Lepidoptera; Tortricidae. The record is from RefSeq and is a predicted model, not a curated record. The transcript has 4 exons. Bases 235 to 1029 code for a protein of 264 amino acids. Gene Ontology annotation, cellular component: membrane.